CAAGUAGUUUUAAAUACAUGAAUUUAAUCCCACCGUGUGCCGAUUGCCAUUAAUCUUAUCAAUUCAGACGUCAUAAAGUGGAGUGAAUCUGUCACAUAUCUCAUUAAUUAUUCGUACUAUAUAUACAUAGUGUAAUAACUAAAACACUGCAUAUUAAAAUAUAAAACAGUAAUAAGCUAAUAUAAAUAUAAUUAAUUAUAUAUUUACAAUUAACUGAAAUUAAAGAAGCAGAAGUGGUAAUUAAUAUAAGAUAGGGAAUUAUAACAAACUAAUACUCUUAAUUUGAUUUUAAAUACAUAAUUAUAUAAUGAUUUUUUAAAUAAGGUGUAAUUAAUUAUAUUAUUAUACAAUUUAAUUUUGAAUUAAAAGAAGCAAAAGUGAUAAAAACACAGUGAAUUAUAUUAAAACGUUAUUUAAAAAUAAAAUAAAAUAUAACUAUUUUUUUAUAUUAUAUAAUAAUAAUAAAGUAGAAUUUCUUUAUAUAAUUUAAUUUUGAAAUUAAAUAAGCAGAAUCGUAAAUAAUAAGAUAUAAAAUAUAAAUAAACAAAAAUGAAGAAAGAAUUAGUGAAACGAUUGCUGCGGACACAUCAAGUUUUUUGUCUAGUUAGAAAUAACUCGACCAAAAGUGUAGACAAUUUCCUAAAGUUUUACAGUGAACAAAACUGUGUAACAAACAAGUAUCGAGUGCUUACGGGACAAGAUUAUGUCAGAUUCAUCAGUAAGAAGAACUCCCUCAGGGAACCAGCUCUGACCAGGUUGCUUGCGGCAUUGGCCUGCAAGAUGGACAAACAAGCUAUUUCUCUAGCUGAAGGGGUACCAAAUGAAGGGGUGUUCCCAUAUACCAGGCUUCAAAUGGAUACCAGAGACGGAAGAGGACUGGUAAUAGAGGGGAAGGAUAUGGCUGUUGCAUUACAGUAUACACCAUCGCAAGGUCUUCCGGCCCUGCUGACAGAGAUACGUCAGUUCCAACACGACUUGCAUCGUCCGCCACCCAUUCCGCGGGACGUGAUGGUCACUAAUGGUAGUCAACAAGGGAUCUACCAAUGCAUCGAACUCUUAGUAGAACCAGGUGACCCGGUCAUGAAGAGCGAAUAUUCAUAUCCCGGCAUAAAUGUUGCCUUAAAACCAUAUCAACCAGAAAUCGUCAACAUCUCAGAAGACUACGAUGGUUUGGUCCCCGAAUCUUUAGAGUCCACGCUGGAAGAUAGACUAGUUCGUGGCUUGAAAAUGCCAAAAUUAUUGUAUGUGACACCAACUGGUAGCAAUCCUGCAGGGACGGUCAUACCUGAAGAGAGAAGGAAGAAGAUAUAUGAUCUUGCUUGCAGAUAUGACUUUCUGAUCCUUGAGGAUGAUGCAUAUAUGUUCCUGAAUUAUGAUGAGGUACACCCUCCCUCAUUUUUAUCAUUAGACACUUGCGGUCGCGUGAUCCGGUUGGAUUCCUUUUCGAAGGUGAUCAGCGCUGGUCUUCGAGCUGCAUGGGUGACUGCGCCAACGGCUUUGCUUCAGCGGUUGGAACUGCACAUGCAAGCUGAGAUGCUUCAUAGUUGCACUCUCUCCCAAGCGAUCCUGCUCCGGUUGCUAUCGCACCGACCGUCGCUGGUAUCUUACCUGCAGAAUGCGCGCGCCCUCUAUCGACGGCGGCGUGAUGCCUUGCAAGGCAGGCUGGAGGCACAUCUGCGACCUCUAGCGGAUUGGUGCACACCUCGUGCCGGUCUCUUCAUUUGGUUGCGCGUGCACAAUGUCGAUGACGUGUACAAUAUGGUAUUUCAGACGGCAUUCGAGCGUGGCCUCAUUUUGAUACCUGGAAAUGCUUUUCAAUACGACACAAGCGCUCCCUGUCAAUAUUUACGGUUGACGUUUAGUAAAAUUUCAUUUGAAGACAUGGAUAUAGCAGCACGACAUCUGGCGGAUAUAAUCAGAGACGAGCAACGACGAACAUUACAUAAAGAACCCCAAAGGUUAGCUACCGAACGCUAGAUGGCGAAACUAGAUAAAAUAAUACGCUUAAGAAAUAUCUUUUCAAAUUAUUGUAUUAAUGAUUUGAUACGUGUAUGUGCCUAUAAUAAUAGCAAUUAUUAUUCAUAAAAUUUCAAGUUUAUUAAUGCUAUCGUAAUUGUGAAUUUAUUAUAAUUAUAUAAAAAUAAUAUUAGAACGCUAGUUGCUUGAAGUGAUAUAAAUGAUGUACUUAUAAAUGCCCGUUAAAUAUUUAAUAUAUUUUA
Molecule: messenger RNA, 2219 nt
Organism: Galleria mellonella (greater wax moth)
Lineage: Eukaryota; Metazoa; Arthropoda; Insecta; Lepidoptera; Pyralidae
Product: kynurenine/alpha-aminoadipate aminotransferase, mitochondrial
Exons: 7
Coding region: 550-1977 (475 amino acids)
Biological process (GO): biosynthetic process
Molecular function (GO): L-kynurenine:2-oxoglutarate transaminase activity; pyridoxal phosphate binding
Source: RefSeq, a predicted model, not a curated record